Messenger RNA from Magallana angulata, 3454 nucleotides. RefSeq lists its product as uncharacterized. The record is from RefSeq and is a predicted model, not a curated record. The transcript is spliced from 8 exons. Lineage: Eukaryota; Metazoa; Mollusca; Bivalvia; Ostreida; Ostreidae. The coding region runs from base 124 to 1116 and encodes 330 amino acids.
CCUUCGUUCGAGGCAGUCAAUCCGUAUUACCAUGGUGUUGAGAUACUUAUUGUAGAUGACGUGUCCAUCCAUGACAAGAAAACUUUAGAGAAAAGGAGGAAAAAAUAAUUUUACCAGAAGGAAAUGCCUUUAUUGGAUUUAAAACAUGAUGAGGAUAGCAGAACGUGCUAUGUAUUGCUGGCUUUGAAAGGAAUACUUACGGUGUCAGCUAUUGUGUUGAUAGCCUCAAGUACACAGAUUUCAAUUGUCAAACCAUGUGAUUUAGAGAAGGCCAUUGAUUUACUUGGUCUGGACGUCACCGCUCCUUGUCCUAACAAAAAUAUUAAGGAGAAGUCUACAAGUCUACGUGAUUGGGGAAUAGGAGUGUUAGUUGUGAAUUUUAUUCUUUUUAUAAUAAUAUCAUUUUUUAGGUUGAUGCCUGAAAAAUUGAAACUGGCAUUGUUCUCUAUACUUGCUUGUGUUGGAAUCCUUUUUUCAUACAUAAUGGUAAAAUCCUAUAAUGAUGUUAUGAAAGCCGAAGCAGAAAAAUCAGAUAUAGACUUUGGUCAAUUAAAGUCAACAAUGAUCGAAUCACUGGAGAAAAAUUACACUUCAGACAACAUCAGUAGUAGUAAUCCAAUCUCAAAUAGCUGGAACAAGUUCUUCAUCAAGUACGACUGUUGUGGUAUAAACCAAGUUGAAGGAACGACCAACGACUUUGAAAGCACUCCGUGGUGUACUACAUCCGGUUCCUGUCAGGCAACAUCUUCCCAGAUCCCAAAGACCUGCUGCAAUGGUGUCUCAGAGGACGAUUAUGAAAGUGCACCGACCGCCUGUCAUUCCUCUGUCACUCCUGGGACCUAUAAAUCGAACUGUAUGAUCGCUAUCAAGCCGUUAAGUGUUACAAACAUCGAUGAAUGCAUAAUUAUCCUGCUACAAGUUUCUCUACUCACCAUUGGGACUUUGGAGAUAGCUGAAGUAAUCCUUGUGCUGGUUUAUGCAAUAGAGUGUGCUUGCUUCAAAUUCAGUACUAAAAACAAAACAUGCCCUGGAGACCAAGAGAACAGAAAUAAAAAUGAUGGGAAUGGUACUACAAACAAGAACACGAGUACUGAGCGGAAUGAGAGUUUAACUUAAAGGACCGAGAGUGAAAAUCAAAACGAUGUAAAUAGAUAAACAUUUCAAUCUUACAUUCAUUAUGAUGUUUGACGUUUGUAAUGUACGCUUUUAAAGUUUCAGAUAUAUAUUUAGAUAUCUUUUUCAUCACAAGAUGGCUUAUUAUCCGAUGGCUAUCGAUUAUAUUUAUUGGGGGGGGGGGGGUUACGACUAUCAUGUUUAUCGUAAAGGUACGUAGAGUAAACAGAAAAUAAGAAUUAACUUUGCUUCAUGUAAAUAAAUAGUUUAGAAUUUGACUUGACAUUUAUCCAUUUGUAUAUCAUAUUGUUGAAACAUUUCAAUACAUUCUAGAACUUCCUUAUGGUAGAAUAUUUUUACUUAGAUUUGCGAAAAUUAUCAAAUGGAAAAAAUAAUCAUCUUUUUUAUUCACUGAUUUUAUUCUUAAGUUUUAAACUAAGAGAAAAAAAACGGUAGCGUCACAGAUCACGCAAAUUUUAUCGUCAAUCUGAACACUGUUUAAUAUAGUAUUUUAUAUAGUACAUUGUGCACUAAAAUUGAUGUACGCGUGAGAUUGACACAUAUGUAUUCUCUAUUUACAUAUUUUUGCUAAGAUAUUAUCUUGUAUUUUGUUUUAUUACUUUGUUUGUUUAAUUGUCAAUCUAUUGACCAUAUUGUUUUAUUUUUUUUUCUUGUAAGGUGAAAUUUAAUUGAAUAAAUAAGAGAAAAAUGCAGACUGAAUAUUUUCGUCAAAAAGUAUCCAAUGACUAGACAUUUGCAUUUAACUCGGUAUAUUUCUUUGAAACCAGUAUUACCUCAUGUGGUGCAAUUGAUUGUCGACAGAAUGCAACAACAGAAACUUGAUUCCAUAACCUCAUAAAGGUUUAAAAUAUUCAUGAGCACAUGAAUCCGAUGAUCAUAAUAAAAGAAUAAAUGUCUGUUAAAUCAGUUCUGUAAUUAAAAAAAGCCAUUAAAAAAGCUCCAAAAAAUUUUGUAAGCAAAUAUUUUUGAAUCAAACUUUUGUGAAGUUGUUGCUUAAUUAUUUUACCCAUAUACCCCCAGAGAGCAGUGAAUCAAUAUGUUGGUUUGAAUUUCAUUUCCAAAAUAAUGAUCACUAGUUGCUAAUCUGAAUGUUGGACUAUUUCUUUUUGCAUUAUUGAAAUAUUCCCUAGAAGUGCUAGCACAAAAACCUGUAUUUACGACAUUUGAUUACUUUAUCAUUAAACUGCGCGUUGUCCAAAUUAUACAACUCUUCGAUGAAACCUUUUCUAAAGACAGUUCCAUCUAUCUAAUUUUAUAAGGUUAAAUUAUAUUGACAACUAAAUUAGUAAGACUCAGUCAUAAGGCAGUCCAGAGUACCCGUGGAUUUACUUUGCUUUAUUUAUCUAGUAUUUGUUGUCGCUUUUUGGAAUUCCCAUGGGUAUCAAUUGUGCCCCAUUGUUAGCAGACCUAUUUAUUUUCGUAUGAAGCAAAAUUUAUUUAAAAACUUGUAGGUGAAAAAAUUAAAUCACUUGCUGUGGCCUUCAACUCAACAUUAAGGUAUAUCGACGACGUCUUAUUGAUUAACAAUUUUACGUUGACUCGAUAUAUCCCAGUGAACUUGAAAUAAAAGAUACAGCAGAGUCUGCGUCAUUUGUUGAAAAACGCGAUGACUUCAAUUUUUCUAGAGUCAACUUUCCUCACUUACGUAGCAAUAUACCUUCAUCACCUACAUAUGAUGUUUUUGUCUCUCAGUUAAUUCGAUACAUAAGGGCAUAUUCUUCGUAUGCACAGUUUCUAAGGCGAGGCAAGCUACCGACAAACAGGUUGAUAAAACAGGGCUAGCAACAGUCUCGUCUGAAGUCAUCUUUUCGUAAGUUUUAUGGUUGAUACAACGAGCUUGUCAGCAAAUACAAUCUUCCACUGCACUGGGUCGCACGCUGACUUACGUUUUUAAUACUAAUUGUUAGACCAUAACUAAUCAUCUAAUUGUCUACGGACUUUUCACCAGAUCAUGCUUACUCCUCCUAGGCACCUGAUCCUACCUUUAUCUUUUUUAGGUCCGUGUUGCUCCGCUUUGAAUUUGUAUUUCGUUUUAUCGAUUUUUGAGAUGGUUAACAGUUUGUUAUUGUCAUUUUUAUCCACACCAAAAAUCGAAGUAAUAAGUAGAGCGAACAAUGUUUUAACAUAACUACCAUGUGGUUCAUUGAGGCAUUAAAAAAACCCUUCUUUAAAAACUAUAAAGCAACCGUCCAUAAGAGGCUUGAUGUUGAAAGAAAUUCUUUCAAGCAGUUAACGAUAUCGGAUUUAUUAACUUUUGAAUAUGUUAAUCAGUUGUCAAUAAAAUCAGUUUUGCUAUUUUUCCCCUCUACAGGAUUUCAUU